UUUAAAAACGAUCAAUUGAACUACCUACCAUUUAAAAAAAUGAAAAAAUAAAACGAAAGUAAUAGACAGUAACUGUCCCACUAAAAAUGCAUUCUCCGCUUUUGUGUUCUUGUAUUUGAAAAGAAGGUGCAGCGCAGAAUCGACCACCACGUUCAUAGUAUUAUUGUUGUGCGAUUGUUUCGAGUUUCCUGCUGCACGUGAAAAGCUUUCAUUGUAUUCACUUUUCGUGCGCUCCCGAAUGUUAAAAUUCACUUAUCCAGUGCAGGAGCAUGUUUUCCAGCUUAAAUGAUGAAGAACGACAGUCUUUCUUGGCCCAAAACAACGACAGCUUCAUUCCUGGGUAUACAGGACACUGUCCAACGCUCAAGUUUCAUUACGGACGUUGCUACGGGACUAAAACUAAAGAAAUCCUCAAGGACAUCCGCACAAAGCGAAUUUUUCAAGGAGUGCAAAAAGAAAACUAUCGCUCGCAGGACUAUAAGACCCCCAUUUUGGACCCGAUCGUUAAGACAAAGGGGCAGUUUAAGGAUUACGCUGACGAUUUUAAACGCAGAGCGCCGCGUUACAUCACCGGUUACACAGGUUUCAUCCCAACCCUGAACUUUCGCUACGGAAAGUCGUACAGUCGAACCGCCGAUGACUGUGCUUACGAAUACGAGACCAACAAACACAGGAGGAUUCAAUUGGCGGAACAAGAAAUUGAUAAAAUGUUUCGGGCCCAAAGUGCGCCCCGAUUGAAUCCCAUUAGAAAUAAGGACGAAGUGAAGCGUGCCAUGAAUGAAUACGUUGAAAAACACAAAUUCCAAGAUCAUAAAAUUUCUCCGGAUUAUCCACCAAUUGCCGGAUACACGGGACACAUCCCACGUGUGAAAGGGAACGAAGAAUCGCUGUCUCAGCGUUACAAUACAGUCGUAAAAAGAGGACUAACACUGUUACAGAAGGAAAGAGAAAGGAUACAAAGUUUGAAGAAGGCGCAAAACCAAGUCGUUGGAGUUUUGCAAGACUUUGAAAAUCUUCACAAAAGAGUAGAAACUUCGUAAUGUUGCUUGUGGCAACGUUAUUGAAGGGAGAAUAGAAGCUUUAGUGUUUCAUUGUUGUGAAAUAUCACAAAGCGCAAAUGUAUAUGCAGUCAAACCUCUGUAAUCCGAAUUAACUUUGCACUGUGUUCUUCGGAUUAAAGAGGUUGUACUGUAAUCGUAUUUUGUUUGGUUGUUUAUUGAAACAAUGUUUAAAAAGUGACAAUUUAUUAUCAGAAAAUAGAAAAUAAAAACCACAUCUUUUAAAUUA
Tribolium castaneum (red flour beetle) is the source of this 1287-nucleotide messenger RNA. Its product is annotated as ciliary microtubule inner protein 2B. The transcript has 5 exons. Bases 270 to 1040 code for a protein of 256 amino acids. The record is from RefSeq and is a predicted model, not a curated record. Lineage: Eukaryota; Metazoa; Arthropoda; Insecta; Coleoptera; Tenebrionidae.